GAUAGCAGGCGGCCAUCUUGCCUGGAGCCUGAGAAAGGGAGGAGAGACAGAAGGAACCGGCGACAGUGGUCUCAGGGCCGCCCCGGGGGGCCUCAAGAACCGGAGGCAGCCCCGGAGGCUCCCGCGGGCGGAGGCGCCAGAGGAGGAGGCCAGGGAAUGGCCGCGGUGUGGCAGCAAGUCUUAGCAGUGGACGCGAGGUACAACGCGUACCGCACACCAACGUUUCCACAGUUUCGGACGCAGUAUAUCCGCCGGCGCAGCCAGCUGCUGCGGGAGAAUGCCAAGGCUGGGCACCCCCCAGCACUGCGUCGGCAGUACCUGAGGCUUCGGGGGCAGCUGCUGGGCCAGCGCUACGGGCCCCUCUCCGAGCCAGGCAGUGCUCGUGCCUAUAGCAACAGCAUCGUCCGCAGUAGCCGCACUACCCUUGACCGCAUGGAGGACUUUGAGGAUGAUCCUCGGGCCCUAGGGGCUCGUGGGCACCGCCGUUCUGUCAGCCGAGGCUCCUACCAGCUGCAAGCACAGAUGAACCGUGCCGUCUAUGAGGACAGGCCCCCUGGCAGCGUGGUGCCCACGUCAGCGGCAGAGGCAAGCCGGGCCAUGGCCGGGGACACAUCACUGAGCGAGAACUAUGCCUUUGCAGGCAUGUACCAUGUUUUUGACCAGCACGUGGAUGAAGCAGUUCCACGAGUACGCUUCGCCAAUGAUGACCGGCACCGCCUGGCCUGCUGCUCACUCGACGGCAGCAUCUCCCUGUGCCAGCUGGUGCCCGCCCCGCCCACGGUGCUUCGUGUCCUACGGGGCCACACCCGUGGUGUCUCCGACUUCGCCUGGUCCCUCUCCAAUGACAUCCUCGUAUCCACCUCACUUGAUGCUACCAUGCGCAUCUGGGCCUCUGAAGAUGGCCGCUGCAUCCGGGAGAUCCCUGACCCCGAUGGUGCUGAACUGCUCUGCUGUACCUUCCAGCCUGUCAACAACAACCUCACCGUGGUGGGAAACGCCAAGCACAACGUGCAUGUCAUGAACAUCUCCACGGGCAAGAAAGUGAAGGGGGGCUCCAGCAAGCUGACAGGCCGUGUCCUCGCUCUGUCCUUCGAUGCCCCUGGCCGGCUGCUCUGGGCGGGUGAUGACCGUGGCAGUAUCUUCUCCUUCCUCUUCGACAUGGCCACGGGGAAGCUGACCAAAGCCAAGCGUCUGGUGGUGCAUGAGGGGAGUCCUGUGACCAGCAUCUCAGCCCGGUCCUGGGUCAGCCGUGAGGCCCGGGACCCCUCGCUGCUCAUCAAUGCUUGCCUCAACAAGUUGCUGCUCUACAGAGUGGUAGACAACGAGGGGACCCUGCAGCUGAAGAGAAGCUUCCCCAUCGAGCAGAGCUCACACCCGGUGCGCAGCAUCUUCUGUCCCCUCAUGUCCUUCCGCCAGGGGGCCUGCGUGGUGACAGGCAGUGAGGACAUGUGCGUGCACUUCUUUGAUGUGGAACGGGCAGCCAAGGCUGCUGUCAACAAGCUGCAGGGCCACAGUGCGCCCGUGCUUGAUGUCAGCUUCAACUGCGACGAGAGCCUACUGGCCUCCAGUGACGCCAGCGGCAUGGUCAUCGUCUGGAGGCGGGAGCAGAAAUAGGGUCCUGCCAGCCCUGCUGCUGUCCACCAUCCCAUCCCUUUACUCCAGCCUCGUGUUGUAAAUAAAGCUUCAGUGGUUGUGCUGAGGGCCGGCUCCCAGCUCUGCCGGGGACUGGCAGGGGAGCAGGCAGCUCCAGGAACACGGUGGAA
Messenger RNA from Saimiri boliviensis boliviensis (Bolivian squirrel monkey), 1763 nucleotides. It is a transcript of the gene WDR13, whose product is annotated as WD repeat domain 13. Gene Ontology annotation, cellular component: nucleus. NCBI's taxonomy places the organism in Eukaryota, Metazoa, Chordata, Mammalia, Primates, Cebidae. Gene Ontology annotation, molecular function: promoter-specific chromatin binding; protein binding. The record is from RefSeq and is a predicted model, not a curated record.